This is a messenger RNA of Portunus trituberculatus (swimming crab), 3644 nucleotides long. It is a transcript of the gene RpIII128, whose product is annotated as DNA-directed RNA polymerase III subunit RPC2-like. The transcript is spliced from 7 exons. Gene Ontology annotation, cellular component: RNA polymerase III complex. The record is from RefSeq and is a predicted model, not a curated record. The coding region runs from base 95 to 3538 and encodes 1147 amino acids. Gene Ontology annotation, biological process: DNA-templated transcription. NCBI's taxonomy places the organism in Eukaryota, Metazoa, Arthropoda, Malacostraca, Decapoda, Portunidae. Gene Ontology annotation, molecular function: ribonucleoside binding; DNA binding; DNA-directed RNA polymerase activity.
UCAAGAUCAAGAUCAAGUGGCAGUGUGGCGGCGGUGAGGGUGCAGUGGUGUGUGAGUGGCUGUUAUUAGUGCUGUUCCUGGAGUAAAUGCCGUGAUGGGCGAGACAGUGACCGGCAGCCUGGUCCCGGAGUGGACUGACCUCGACCCCAGUGUGCUGAGUGAGCCUGUCAAGAGCAUUGAGGACAAAUGGAAGCUGGUGCCAGCCUUCCUGCGGGUGAAGGGACUGGUGAAGCAGCACAUAGACUCCUUCAACUACUUUGUCAAUGUGGACAUCAAGAACAUUGUCAAGGCAAACAGCAAGGUGACCAGCGAUGUGGAUCCACUUUUCUAUGUCAAGUACAUGGACGUGCGUGUAGGCAAGCCAAGCAUUGAGGAAGGCAUGAACAUCGCCAAUGAGACAGCCCCUCACGAGUGUCGCCUGCGGGACAUCACCUACUCAGCCCCUGUUAUGGUGGACGUGGAAUACAUGCGAGGCGACCAUAGGAUCUUCAGGCGGGACAUCCCCAUCGGUCGAAUGCCCAUCAUGCUGCGGUCGUCCAACUGUGUCUUAUCAGAGUGCAGCAACCAUGCCGAGCUGGCCAAGCGCAAUGAGUGUCCACAUGACCCUGGUGGCUACUUCAUCAUCAAGGGACAGGAGAAGGUUAUCCUCAUUCAAGAGCAGCUGUCUAAAAACCGUAUGAUUGUGGAGGAAGACAAGAAGGGUGGUCUGACGUGCCAGGUGACGUCAUCCACACAUGAGAAGAAAUCCCGCACAAAUGUCACCCUGAAGAGUGGCAAGUAUUACGUGAAGCACAACACUCUCACUGACGACAUACCUGUGGGCAUUGUGCUUAAGGCCAUGGGGGUUGCGAGUGACCAGGAAAUUGUGCAAAUGAUUGGGACAGAGGACCACAUUAUGACCAACUUUGCUGCCUCACUGGAAGAAUGUGCCAGACUCAAUAUCUACACCCAGACUCAGGCUCUCAAGUACAUUGGCAAUAAAGUCCGACAGAAGCGUUUCUUUGAUCGUGGCCCUAAAAAGACACCAGUUGAUGAGGCGAGGGACCUCCUGGCCACCACCAUCCUUGCUCACGUGCCUGUUGAGAAGUUUAAUUUCAAGAUGAAAGCGAUCUACCUGUCCCUGAUGGUGAGGCGAGUGAUUGAGGCGCUUGGGGACACACGCACCAUUGAUGACCGGGACUACUAUGGUAACAAGAGGCUGGAGUUGGCUGGCUCCCUUAUCUCUCUCCUGUUUGAGGACUUGUUCAAGAAGUUUAAUUCUGAUUUGAAGAAGAGGGCUGAUUUGGUUCUGGGUAAAAAGGGUAAAGUGGCUCAGUUUGAUGCUGUGCAGUACAUUCAGUCAAGCCAGGAUGUAAUAACGAAUGGCCUAGAGGUGGCCAUCUCUACUGGGAACUGGACCAUCAAGCGCUUCAAGAUGGAGAGACAGGGAGUGACGCAGGUGCUGGCCCGCCUCUCCUACAUCUCCGCCCUGGGCAUGAUGACCCGUGUCAACUCACAGUUUGAGAAGACACGGAAGGUGAGUGGCCCCAGAUCCCUACAGCCCUCCCAGUGGGGGAUGGUGUGCCCCUCAGACACCCCUGAGGGAGAGUCCUGUGGCCUGGUGAAGAACCUCGCCCUCAUGACACACAUCACAACAGAGGUGAACCCCGAGCCCAUCAUUGAGUUGGCCUUCAACUGUGGUGUGGAGGACAUCAAUCUGCUGUCCGGCGAGGAGCUGUCCAACCACGAUGUAUACCUGGUGUUCCUCAACGGCAACAUCAUCGGUGUGACACGGAGCCACCGUCGCGUGGUGCGAGUCUUCCGGGCCAUGCGCCGCAGCAACAUCAUCAGUGGCUUUGUCUCCAUCUACACCCACUACAAGCACCGCUGCGUCUAUAUCAGCUCUGAUGGUGGCCGCCUGUGUCGGCCGUACAUCAUUGUGGAGAAUGGUCGUCCGGCCGUCACCGAGGGUCACGUCAAGAGGCUGACCAGGGGCCUCAUGACCUUUGACAACUUCCUCCAUGAGGGUCUGGUGGAGUACCUUGAUGUGAAUGAGGAAAAUGACUCCAGCAUUGCCAUGUAUGAACACGAGAUUACUCUGAAGACGACACAUAUGGAGAUUGAACCUUUCACCAUCCUGGGCGUGUGUGCCGGACUCAUCCCCUACCCCCACCACAACCAGAGUCCCCGCAACACUUACCAGUGUGCCAUGGGUAAGCAGGCUAUGGGCACCAUUGGCUACAACCAGAGAAACAGAAUUGACACUUUACUGUACAAUCUAGUCUAUGCUCAUAAACCAUUAGUCAAAACAAGGACCAUUGAACUCAUCAAUUUUGAGAACCUCCCUGCUGGCCACAAUGCCAUGGUGGCUGUGAUGAGUUACUCCGGGUAUGACAUUGAGGAUGCCAUCAUCAUAAACAAGGCCUCACUGGACAGGGGCUAUGGCCGCUGCAUCGUGUACAGGAACGCCAAGUGCACGGUGAAGCGAUACGCCAACCAGACUUCUGACCGUGUGCAGGGCCCGCUGAUGCAGGUGCUAGAGGGCGGCAAGCAGAAGGUGGUGUGGAAGCAUGAAGCCCUUGAUAGCGAUGGCAUGGCAGCCGUGGGGAUGCCCGUGCAGCCUCGCCAGGUCCUUGUCAACAAGCAGAUGCCCACUGUCACCCAGCUGUCAUACACUGAAGACAAGAAUAACGCCAAGCCAGGUGUAUUCCGGGACACGCCGGUGGGACACAAAGGACCCGGCACUGUGUACGUGGAGAAGGUCAUGCUCUCCUCAGACCCAGAUGAGUUCAGCCUCAUCAAAAUUCUCUUGAGGCAGACUCGUCGACCAGAGAUUGGAGAUAAAUUUUCCUCCCGUCAUGGGCAGAAGGGAGUCACAGGUCUUAUUGUGCAGCAGGAGGACUUGCCCUUCUCAGACCAAGGCCUCUACCCUGACAUGAUCAUGAACCCACAUGGCUUUCCCUCAAGAAUGACAGUUGGGAAGCUCAUGGAACUCCUGGGAAGCAAGGCAGCAGCGCUGGCAGGAAAGUUCAAUUAUGGGACUGCCUUUGGUGGCACGCCAGUCAAGGAGAUCAUGGAGGACCUGGUCAGAUAUGGCUUUAAUUAUCAGGGCAAGGACAUCCUGUACAGUGGGACCACAGGUGAAGCACUGACAGGUUACAUAUUCUUUGGGCCAGUGUACUACCAGAAGCUGAAACAUAUGGUGAUGGACAAGAUGCACGCCAGGUCAAGAGGGCCCCGUGCCGUGCUGACCCGCCAGCCCACCGAGGGAAGGGCGAGGGAUGGAGGCCUCAGGCUUGGGGAGAUGGAGCGGGACUGUCUCAUUGGCCAUGGAGCAAGCAUGUUGCUGCUGGAGCGCCUCAUGAUCUCCUCUGAUGCCUUUGAUGUUGAUGUCUGCAACUCAUGUGGAUUGCUUGGCUACUCCGGGUGGUGCCACUUCUGCCGCUCCUCAGCCAAUGUUUCUUCCAUCCGUAUUCCGUACGCUUGCAAACUUCUGUUUCAGGAGCUGCAGUCAAUGAACAUUGUGCCCAGGCUAAGGUUAGAGAACUACUGUACGUAGCGAGAAAUUUUUUUUAUCAGUUACAAUUUUUGUGGCUGUGAAAUUAAUUUAUGCAUUUUAUAUACUGUCUAAAAAAUUUAACCGAGUUAUUAAAUGUUUUCUUAAA